AUGACCUGAGAGAUAUUUGUUUACUAAAUUUUAGAACAUUUUUUUAAACUCGAAAUAUCUAAAAGUCUCAUUUAUGCAAGUGAAAUCUGGUAUAAGUAUAAACAAUGAUUGAAUUAAAUUUUUAAAAAGCUCAUAUGUAAUAUAAUAAAUAAAAAUAUGGAUGUUGUUAAUGACAUUUCGUUUGAAAAAGUAUUUAAAAUUGAAAAACAUGAUCCGGAGGACUCAGAAAUUAACAAUGUUACGGAGGAACAUAAUUAUCCUGAUGAUACGAAUAAUAUGAGUGCUCCAGAAAGUGUUUUUAUAAAUAUUGAUCUUCCUGUCAGCAUAAAAGCAGAGGAGCCUGAUAAUGAAGAAGCUGCGGAUCCAUUGGCAGAAGUUACCGAAACACAGGCUGAGGAAUCAUCGACGGGUUCAGACUUGAAAGGAUUAUUAGACAGCAAUUCGACUAACUGUUCUCUAGAUAGCAAUCAGUAUACAUUGAUUGCUAAUGAAAAUUUAAUUUUAAUAAAAAAUGAAUACGACAGCUCACCUGAGGUAAACAGUGAUGUUAAAGAAACGAAUGUAAAAUCAUCAAAGAGGCCAAAAAUUACUAACAAAAAGGAAAGACAGUCUCGUAGUAAAAAGAAACGAAGUUCAAAACCUGCGAAAAAGAAAGCUAAACUUUUGAAAUGCGACAGGUGUCCUGCUUUAUUCGACUACAACAGUAACCUUGAAAGACAUAGGCGAACUCACUCACCGAAAAAACCAUAUACUUGCGACAUUUGUGGAACAAAAUUUGCUUGGAAACGUAAUUUAAAAGGUCAUAUAUUUUUACAUUCUGGAGAGCGACCUUUCAAAUGUAAGACAUGCUUGAAAACAUUCAACAAUAAAAAUACACUGGAAAGACAUAUGAUUAUUCACUUAGGUGUUAAACCACACAAAUGCAAAAUAUGUCCAGCAGGAUUUGAUUCUAAAAGCAAUUUAACGAGACACAUUCGCUCUCAUACAGGUGAAAAACCAUUCCAAUGUGAAAUCUGCUUAGCAAAAUUUACAGAGAAGCGCAAUUUGCAGAACCAUUUACUAAUUCAUUCAGGAGAGAAACCGUGGCAGUGUAAUGCAUGUCCGUUAAGAUUCAGUCAGAAGGCGUACUUGAGAAAACACCAAAUGUACCACAUAAGUAAAAACGUUCUAGAGUGCGACGUCUGUUUGAUGACAUUCGAAACGAAACGCAGUCUAUCUAGACAUAUGACGAUUCACGCAACCGACAGGAAGUUUGAAUGUGAUAUGUGUUUAGCAAGAUUCAUUAAAAAACGUGAACUGACCAAUCAUAUAAUGGCUCACACAGGGGAAAAACCAUGGCACUGUGAAAUUUGCCCAGCAAAAUUUAGUCAGAAGUUGUAUUUAAAAAAUCAUAAAAUUGUUCAUGCAGAACAAUUACCGUUUGAGUGUAAGACUUGUUCCGAAAGAUUUGAUACGGAAGACAAUCUUUCAGAGCACAAAAAGUCUCAUUCGAAAAAUUUAUGGCAAUGUACAAUUUGUAAUAAAAAAUUUACGUGGAAACAUCAUCUCGAGAAACACUUACUAACACAUACCAGGGCGCGACGUUACAGGUGUCCAACGUGUCCAGCAGCGUUUGGUUCUAAUAGUAAUCUCACUAGACAUAUUCGCUCUCAUACAGGCGAGAAACCAUUCCAAUGUGAAAUUUGCGAAGCAAGAUUUAGUGAGAAACGUAAUCUCCAAAAUCAUAUUAAUACCCAUACAGGAGAAAAGCCGUGGCAGUGUGACAAUUGUCCAGCGAAAUUUGGAUCCAGGUCCACAUUGACCAAGCACCAGCAGCUGCAUAAGCAACCACUUUUAUUUUCGUGUGACCACUGCUCACAGAAAUUUGUUUCAAAACGAAAGCUCAUCAAACAUAUACUAACCCAUGCGGACAAUUGGCCAUUUCAAUGUGAAAUUUGUUCAGCAAGAUUCACCGGGAAACGGAGUAUGUAUUUUCACUCUCUGACUCACACAGGUGAAAAACCAUGGGAGUGUGAAAUUUGUUUUGCUAAAUUUGCUCAAAAAGCUUAUUUAACAAGACAUAAACUUACUCACAUAGAUAUGCUAUCAUACAAGUGUCCUCACUGUUCAGAGCGAUUUCAUUCGGUAGAAAAUCUUAAUGAACAUAUACCAAUUCACAUGGCUCCUAAAACGGUUAUACAGUGUGAAUUAUGUUCAGCAACGUUUCGCGAAAUACGGAAUUUAAAUAAUCAUAUGGUACUUCAUUCUCAAGGAGAAGAACCUUGGAGAUGUGAAAUUUGUUCCACAGGUUUUAGAUGGAAGUUUGAUUUAGAUAAACAUAAACUUGACCAUUGUCAGUGAAAAUCAUUCAGAUAAAUUAUGCUUUCAGGAAAAAUUAACUUUAUUUAUUAAAAUUGUCAUAAUUAGAGUAACUGCUUUGUUUAA
Molecule: messenger RNA, 2424 nt
Organism: Cotesia glomerata
Lineage: Eukaryota; Metazoa; Arthropoda; Insecta; Hymenoptera; Braconidae
Product: zinc finger protein 883-like
Exons: 3
Coding region: 157-2340 (727 amino acids)
Biological process (GO): regulation of DNA-templated transcription
Molecular function (GO): RNA polymerase II cis-regulatory region sequence-specific DNA binding; DNA-binding transcription factor activity, RNA polymerase II-specific
Source: RefSeq, a predicted model, not a curated record